AUGCAGAACGAAGCAAAAUGUGGUGCUUCGAAGCCACGCAUUGAGCGCCGCCGCACCCACACGACUGGUCGUGUUGAGGGCAGCCAUCUCGAGGAUGCCAGGCUUGGACGGAGGAGGUCUACUUCCACUCGUGGAGAGCCUAGGGCGCCAUCAUCGUUGGCAGUGUCCAGGGUAAGGCCUCCUGCUGUGAGUGAGAAUGAUGCGCAAGGCAGUGGAGAGGAAAGGGUGAUUACGCGAAAGCGGUCUGUUAUACCGCCUUCUUCGGCUGUAAGUCAAUCACAGCGAAAUGGCCUUGCUGCGCUGGCGACCGGUCAUCGUGUCCGGUGCCCGCAGCCUGGUUAUGCUGAUGGCAGUCCAACACCGCGGCGUCCGCCUGCUCUGACGCAGCGGAACUCUUCACUUCAGCUCAGCAACGCCGUGGCCGAGAUCCAUGGUACUAGCUACGGUGGCAACUCUAGCCCUCGGCACUUUGCCGAACCGAAAGCGUCCGCCUUCCAGACAUAUGCGACAGCCAAGCACUCCAUCCGCGAGACGCAGACAGCUGACCAGAUCCUGGCCUAUGCAAGAGACGAAUGUCUCCGCGACUUCCAACAGAAGAAAGUCCGUGAGCGGAAGUCCUUCAUACUCGCACCAUUCCAGAAGCGAAUGAAUACACCUUUCUCGAAGGCGCAAGAUAAGAAGUACGAUGAUUCGCUGCCUCCGUUCAACUAUGCUGGAGACUCAACAAUGACACCACCGGCCCCUGAAGUCGAUCUGGCUUCGCCAGAUCCGCUGCCGUUUCUCCAGCCGCACGACAGGAAGUCACCCAACUUUUCCGAAUCGCUCAGAGGUCGCAUCAAGAAGGCGUUUCGCAAGGCGUCGAAAGCCCCUCCAGCUCUUCCACCUCAGCAUGUCCAGGCGAAGCAGUACCACUACCCUACCGACUUCUCGUUCAGCGCGACACCCGCGGCGAUGGAGCAUGAGAGCGACCCCUUCGAGUCGUUCACAAAGGAGAUCGCACCCGAAAGUGAGACGGGAAGUGGUAACAGCAGGGCCAGCGCAGGGUCAACCGCAGACAAGUCGAGGGUUACCAGCUGGACCAACUCCACGGCAGCUGGAACAUGCACGUCGCGUCUACCGGCUGAACGACCUUCUGUUCUGGAGCACGAGGUCACGCUUGAUGGGAACAGCAGAACAUCUACUUUGCGCAAAGCGAAGUCCUUCUUCGGCAGACCGGUACAGAACAAACUACAACGUUCAAGCCGUGCAGAGUUGAAGAGCUCAGAGGACAGUCAAGGCUUGUACUCCGCGCUCCAGAAACGUAUCAAACCCGUUAUUUCAGCACGGUCGGCCAGUGGGUCAAGUGACCAUGGGAGCGUUCAGCACCCAAGGGUACCAUCAGCGCUUGCGUCUUUGCCGUCUCAGACAAGGGAUCGCGAGCCGAAUCCGACCGAUAAUGGACGCAACACAGCCACCAUGAGGACGGUAACGCCCGACCCUGCAGCCUACAGGGUGGGCAUCUGCUCGCCAGUGCCAGAGGUGGGAAGUCCGUUUGAAUCUGGAAUGACAACGGCGCAUGACAGCGCCCACCACGAUGUCCAGUUGCCGGCAAGCGUCACGAUCCAGCGUCGCCGUGCCAACAAGGCUCCGGCUCCUUCCGCCGAUCAACUACAGCGUCGAAUGGAGAAGUCAAGGAAUCGAUGGAAAGGACCGCUUGACGAGCUGUCUCCGCGCCCAGACAGGGCGGCCGUGGAGGAGAACCUGUAUGAGCUGCGCUCGCUAAGCCACACUCACCAGCAGGCGGAGAUCAAAAGCGACCUACCACACCCUGCAAAAGUGGGCCAGCAAGAUCAGGGUUCGAGGGCGGCGAUACUAUCACCGAGCUUGUAUUCUCGUGGCACAGAUGGUGCGUCGCCGAGACCAGUCACGCCAGCCGAGCAGAGUAGCAUGAGCGUGACUAUCACCGGCCGAGAAGUGAAGAGUUACGCUAUCUCUCCGCCGAAGGAGGCUGAAUCUGAGCAACCGGCUCAGACGAGCGGGCAGUGGCGUCGAUGGCUGUCGGAUGAGUUAGAUGGGUUCAAGCUUGCUCAGGAGGACUUUACCCUCACUCGAGCGUUUCUGCAGGAAGGCUCGAGACGUUCGUCGCAGCAGGGCGGGACAGCUCAUGAUGCGCCAAGACUUACGUCUGCCUCGCCUCUGGUGGAUGCCCGCCCCCCAUCUGCUGCAACGCCCGCUAGGCCACAUUCGGGCGGAACUGGCCGCAUGAGAGCGAGUAGCAGGCGCUGGAGCUUCAUGAAUGAGCGGUUUCCGAUGCUGGAUACCAGUCGCAAGUCGAGCGAUCAGAGCGUGAGCAACCGGCGAGUGCCAUCGCGUAGUGGCGAGCAUGUCGUUGUUGGCCGAGCUUCUAUUGCGCGAAUGGAGACUACGCCAGCAACUUGCAAUGCUGCUAGUGUGCAAGGUGGUAUCGCGGAGGUCUUCAUGAGCGGUGGACUGCCCUCACAACAAGGCAACGCGAAGGAAGCCACAUUGGUGACAGUGGCUGCUGAUGAACGGCCAAAGAUGUCAGCAAGGCGGAAGUCCGCUUUUGAACUUCGAGCGAACGUCAAGGAUACCUCGACCGGCCGAUCGACACCAAUAGAGAUACGACGUAAACCCAUCCAUGACAACAUCAAUCUGUUAGAGGACAACACCAUCCGCAACAUCUCAGCCGGCCCCUACGCCUCACAGCCUGCCAUCACACGAGCGUCAACUGCGCGGCAAGACAACAACGAGAACACGCCGCCACCCGGGCUACCUGCUGUCUCCAGCUCAGAGUGGCUGGCGGCAGGUACGUAUAAAGCGCGCAAGACGUCUGCUGCUGUGCAUCCGACGCACACGAGUAGAUCCGUCUCGCGGUAUUCGCCGGCGAGGACAGUUGAACCGGGCGAGAAGGGUGCUAAUGGCAAGGGAAGUCCGGCGCAGAGGAUGGCGAGUGAGUGGUUGACGAGGAGGAGCAGAGAGUCUACGCCGGCUUUUGUUUGA
Messenger RNA from Baudoinia panamericana UAMH 10762, 3000 nucleotides. RefSeq lists its product as uncharacterized. The coding region runs from base 1 to 3000 and encodes 999 amino acids. The transcript has a single exon. The record is from RefSeq and is a predicted model, not a curated record. Lineage: Eukaryota; Fungi; Ascomycota; Dothideomycetes; Mycosphaerellales; Teratosphaeriaceae.